Meriones unguiculatus (Mongolian gerbil) is the source of this 3630-nucleotide messenger RNA. It is a transcript of the gene Chrna3, whose product is annotated as cholinergic receptor nicotinic alpha 3 subunit. The transcript has 5 exons. Gene Ontology annotation, biological process: nervous system process; signal transduction; regulation of membrane potential. Gene Ontology annotation, cellular component: neuron projection; synapse; postsynaptic membrane. Gene Ontology annotation, molecular function: transmembrane signaling receptor activity; acetylcholine-gated monoatomic cation-selective channel activity. The record is from RefSeq and is a predicted model, not a curated record. Lineage: Eukaryota; Metazoa; Chordata; Mammalia; Rodentia; Muridae. The coding region runs from base 572 to 2203 and encodes 543 amino acids.
GGAGAGGCGGGUUGUGGCUGUGCAUCAUAUAUGUAAUAGAUAUAAAUGAUAUAAAUUAUGCAUAUAGCAAGGUUGGGUAGCUUAUCGUGUAAAGAAGGGUUAGAGUUUCAUUAAGAAAAUGAAGUGCCUGGCUCGCCCGGGAGCGGCGCCUGCCACCCAGCGCGGUGGUCUGAGUUAGAUCCCGGGACCCACUCGGUAGAGGAGAGGACUGAGUUUUGAAGGUUGCCCUCCCAGCCACCCCGCCCCCAGCGCCGCAGCGUGCGCCUCCCCCUUAAUGUGACAAGAAACUGAAGAAGAAAAAGCAGCCUUUGCUUGGAUUGAAGAGAGGGAGGGAAGGGGCAGAGAGAGCUAAGGAAAUGGCAGUGACACGCACCAAGCGUGGACAUCUGAAGAGACCCCCGUCGGGCUGACAGUCCUUGAGCGACGUGCCCCAGGCCGGCGGCCGAAGCGCCACCUCGGACUUUGGAGCCGCAUCCGUGCAAGCUCUUUAUUGUGACAGAUAAAGAAAGCGCAGCUCGCGCAGCUUCCCGGGGUUCGCUGGGAUUCUUCCCCUGGGUGUGCCCAACUCCAGAUGAACCCGGGCUUCCAAACCGCGGACUGUGGCUGGCGAAGUCCCGUGCUUCCUGAGCCUGGGGGGCGCGGGCGGGGGGCACCCCUAGCCUGGGGCCCGCGACUGCAGCGCGCCCGGCACACGGGGAUCCGUGGGCAGGCUGUCCUCGAAGGGAGAGGCGCGUCUCCGCGGGGACUGACGGGGGUGCCUCCCGCAGCGGCCAGGGCCUCAGAAGCCGAGCACCGCCUGUUCCAGUACCUGUUCGAAGAUUACAACGAGAUCAUCCGGCCUGUGGCCAACGUGUCCCAUCCGGUCGUCAUCCAGUUUGAGGUGUCCAUGUCUCAGCUGGUGAAGGUGGAUGAAGUAAACCAGAUCAUGGAGACCAACCUGUGGAUGAAGCAAAUCUGGAAUGACUACAAGCUGAAAUGGAAACCCUCUGACUACCAAGGGGUGGAGUUCAUGCGAGUCCCUGCAGAGAAGAUCUGGAAGCCAGACAUCGUGCUCUACAACAACGCCGAUGGCGAUUUCCAGGUGGAUGACAAGACCAAAGCUCUACUCAAGUACACGGGAGAAGUGACUUGGAUCCCUCCAGCCAUCUUCAAGAGCUCGUGCAAAAUCGAUGUGACCUACUUCCCGUUCGACUACCAAAACUGCACCAUGAAGUUCGGCUCCUGGUCCUACGACAAGGCGAAAAUCGACCUGGUCCUCAUUGGCUCCUCCAUGAACCUCAAGGACUACUGGGAAAGCGGCGAGUGGGCCAUCAUUAAGGCCCCGGGCUACAAACACGAGAUCAAGUACAACUGCUGCGAGGAGAUCUACCAGGACGUCACGUACUCACUGUACAUCCGCCGGCUGCCGCUCUUCUACACCAUCAACCUCAUCAUCCCCUGCCUGCUCAUCUCCUUCCUCACCGUGCUGGUCUUCUACCUGCCCUCCGACUGCGGCGAGAAGGUGACGCUCUGCAUCUCCGUGCUCCUCUCCCUCACCGUCUUUCUCCUCGUCAUCACCGAGACCAUCCCUUCCACCUCGCUGGUCAUCCCGCUGAUCGGGGAGUACCUCCUCUUCACCAUGAUCUUCGUCACCUUGUCCAUCGUCAUCACGGUCUUCGUGCUCAACGUGCAUUACAGAACUCCCACCACGCACACGAUGCCCGCUUGGGUCAAGGCUGUGUUCCUCGACCUGCUGCCCAGGGUCAUGUUCAUGACAAGGCCGACCGGCAGCGAGGGAGACACUUUGAAGCCCAGGGCCUUCUACAGCGCAGAGCUCUCAAACCUGAACUGCUUCAGCCGCGCGGACUCCAAGAGCUGCAAGGAAGGCUGCCCCUGCCAAGAUGGGGCAUGUGGCUACUGCCAGCACCCGAGGGUAAAAAUCUCAAAUUUCAGUGCCAACCUCACAAGAAGCUCCAGUUCGGAGUCUGUCGAUGCUGUGCUGUCCCUCUCUGCUCUGUCACCAGAAAUCAAGGAAGCCAUCCAAAGUGUGAAGUAUAUCGCUGAAAACAUGAAAGCACAGAACAUGGCCAAAGAGAUUCAAGAUGACUGGAAGUAUGUUGCCAUGGUGAUUGACCGCAUCUUUCUCUGGGUUUUCAUCCUGGUGUGCAUUUUAGGAACGGCGGGAUUAUUUCUUCAACCCUUGAUGGCCAGAGAUGACACAUAAAUUGUGACCCGUGUUCACAGAGGCUCGCCUGUGCUGAGGCGCAGGCAUGUUCUCAACGACAACAUGUUUUAUCCGAUCACCAGCUCUGAGUUUGCUAUUUCAGCAGUUAUUUUCAACUCACCUUGACUUUUGGUUAAAAAAAAUGUGGAAGAAAAACAUCUAGUUAUUUCUUAUGCAUAAAUGAACAUUUAGCUAGCCUUGCAGUUGAAACUUAACUAGAUAGGAAAAGUUUCUAUUCACAAAGGUUCCAUCCACUAGCUCAGUAGCUCUGUAGAUUUCCUCAUGGGUUUAGCCCACACCCUCCUUGAAAUUGUAGAGCAUCUCGGUCGUGCCCCCCCCACUUCUUUCUUACCGUCUUUCCCAAGUCCAAGGGCUGCACUUGUAUCUCAGUAUUUGUGUCAAGGCUACAUCCCUCAUCAUCAUACCCUGAGAAAUUACACCCGAUCUCACACUGUUAGUAAACUACCCUAGUCUGCUCAAGUGGCUAAUUUAGAAUAACAUCCCAUAGAUCCCUGCAAGACUUUAAUCCCAGCAGCAGGAAGCAGAGUCAGAGGCAGGCGGGAUCUUUGUGAAUUCGGGGCCAGUGUGGUCUAGAUAGUGAGUUCCCGACCAGCCAGGGCUGCAUAGUAAAACCUUAUCUCAAAACAACAAAAAUCCCACAAACUGGAAAACCUAUACAUAAAGUUCUUUCUCAUAGUUUACGAGCCUGAGAAGCCUAGGAUCAAGGUGCCAGCAAGACUGUCUGGGGAGGAAUUUUCCACAUAAAACAUACCUUCCAGUGUAUCUUCAAGUGGUUGAAAGGGCUAGUCUUUCUGGAGUCUUUUACAAGAGCGCCAAUUCCAUUCAUCAGGCGUGACCUCAUGACCUAAUAACAUCCCAAACAGAAUUGCAUGGUAGAUUCACACAUGAGCUGUAGGGAGCCAUUCAGCCACAGGAUGACCCAUCAGAGCUGGCCUUUACCACCUUCACUCUAGGGUUUGGCUCCAGAGUUGUGCUGGGUUGUGAGGUGUAGACUCAACAGCCCCGUGGUUUCUGCCCACUGGAUGCCAGUGGCCAGCCUGCUCGUCUUGGCUGUCAGGACACCCAGGAUGUAGAAGGACAUUGUCAAAACUGGCUCUGCCUGAGAAGCUAUUUGAACAAAUUGGGUUUCCAUAUUACACUUCUGGAUCUGAACCAUUUGAGUAUUCUUGCUAGCUGGUGUAUGUGUGUGUGUGUAUUUUUCUCUAUACGAAAAUAAAACCUGAAAAUUGCAGUUCACUGUGGCUCAUAUUUCACUGAGUCAAAAGAAAGUUCUGUGAAAUUUGUUCGCCUACAAAUGUCUCCAGUAGUGGAGCUAUAAGAGAUGAAGGAUAUAUACAGUCUAAAGUAGCUAACGAGCAAUCCACGUUAAACUAGGCUUUAUUAGUGCUCCCUCUAUAACAAAACAC